AUGACUGACUCAAAUGAGUCUGGGCCUGCUCAAGCAGCUACAGACGUCUCUGGUCUUCUCCCUCCUGAGCAUUGGGCUGAGGUAGCUGAGGAGUUGGGUGACACGGAUUCUGCUCUGAGAGACGAUAAUACCGAGUCGACUGCAUCAAUUACUUCAAGUAUUCUCGAGUAUAAGAACAUCAACGGCAGAACAUAUCACCACGAUAUCGGCAAUGCGCAGUACUGGGGAACGAAUGACGAGAAGCAGAACGAAUCGAUGGAUAUCAACCAUCAUGUUUUGACGCUGGUUUUGGACGGUGCGCUGCACCUUGCGCCUCUUGCGAAGGAUAUCAAGAGUGUCGUCGAUAUUGGAACAGGGACAGGCACCGAUAUAUCGCCAAUUCAACCGGGCUGGAUCCCUCCCAACUUGAGAUUCGAUAUCGAAGACUGCACCCAAGAGUGGACGUUCGCCCCUAACUCGCAGGAUUACAUCCACUUCCGUUGGCUUGUCGGCAGUAUCGUAGACUGGGACCAGCUCUUCAAAGAAGCGUAUAGGUGUCUCAAGCCGGGUGGCUAUAUAGAAAGCCACGAGGCUCUUUCCAGAAUGGACUGCGAUGACGGAAGUAUCACUGAGAAGAGCGCUAUGCACCAGUGGGGAAAGUUCUUCGUUGAGGGUGGUAAGAAGAUCGGCCGUUCGUUCACGAUCGUUGAAGAUGGAGUGCAGAGAUCUGCUAUGGAGAAGGCCGGUUUUGUUAAUCUUGAGGAACGUGACUUCAAGGUCCCCAUUGGAGGUUGGCCAAAGGAUCCCAGGAUGAAGGAAAUUGGCAAGUAUGCUCAGGCUACGCUUGAGCAGGAUAUUGAAGGUUACGUCUUGUUCAUGGCGAACACGGUGGAGGGCUGGACUAGAGCGGAGGUCGAGGUGUAUAUCUCGAUGCUAAGAAGGGAGUUGAGACAGGGGACUAUGCAUCCUUAUUAUCGGCAGAAGGCUGUCUGGGCUCAGAAACCAAAAAAAUAA
Molecule: messenger RNA, 993 nt
Organism: Fusarium fujikuroi IMI 58289
Lineage: Eukaryota; Fungi; Ascomycota; Sordariomycetes; Hypocreales; Nectriaceae
Product: related to methyltransferase
Exons: 8
Coding region: 1-993 (330 amino acids)
Molecular function (GO): methyltransferase activity
Source: RefSeq, a predicted model, not a curated record